AAAGAGAAGAACUUAUCUCUCUCUCUCUCCAAGAAGGCCACAAGAAGAAGCAAAUCAGCAGUAAAAAUCGUGUCUUUUUUGCCGUUGUUCUUCAGGUGUUUAUGAAUUUUGGGUAAUUUUCAUAGUUUUUGGAUCUGAAAAUUGGGUUAUUUGAGGGCCCUUUUGGGCAUUUGGGGAUGGUUUUGGCUUGAAAUUGAAAAGAAAAAAAAAAAAAAAUGGGAAGAGGGAAGAUAGUGAUAAGAAGAAUAGACAAUUCAACGAGCAGACAAGUGACGUUUUCGAAGAGAAGAAGUGGGUUACUGAAGAAGGCUCGAGAGCUUUCGAUUCUUUGUGAUGCUGAUGUUGGAUUGAUCAUUUUUUCAAGCACUGGGAAGCUCUAUGACUAUUCCAGCUCCAGCAUAAGGUCGAUUACUGAUCGCUACAACAAGAUGAAAGAGGAGCAAAAUCAGUUGAUGAACCCUGUUUCAGAACUCCAGUUUUGGAAAAGAGAGGCAGCUGGUUUGAAGCAACAACUGCAUUACAUGCAAGAAUGUCACAGACAAUUAAUGGGUGAAGAACUAUCUGGCCUGAGUGUCAAAGAUCUACAAAAUCUGGAAAGCCAGUUGGAGAUGAGUUUGAAAGGUGUCCGUGUGAAAAAGGAAAAGAUUUUAAGCGAGGAAAUUACUCAACUAAGACAGAAGGUUCCCCCCACUGGGAAUCAAAUGCAUCAAGAAAAUCUGGAACUCUACAAGAAAUUAGAUAUGAUUCGUAAGGAAAAUGCAGAACUACAAAUGAAGUAUCAGGUCUAUGGACCCAUGGAAGUGGAUAAAACGAGCAGUAGCACAGUUCAUCAAUUCACUUUCGCCAAUAGAUACGGUAUGCCUGCUCCCGUCCAUCUACAGCUAAGACAGCCACAACCACAAAACAACGAAACAUCAAUACCAGGGAUAAAGCUGGGAUUACAACUGCAAUAACAGCAUUUGGAUCAUGGAUGAUUUGUCCAUGGUCAUUUCACCAACUUGUCAUAAAGUACGCUCAUGUUCAACAUCAAGGUGUCUCCUGCUUCAGUCACUAGUGCAUUAACAUCACCAGAUCCAUCACAUUUGGUAUGCAAUUUUCUUCAAACACUAUAUAUGUGAUAAACUUAGCAGCCAGACCAGCUACCUAUGUAAGUUUACCCAUAAUGACAAUGCAUCAUAUGUGCCAUGCGUUGUUCUACCUGUUCUUAUAGUUUGUUGUGUUAAUUAAUUAGACCAGACUCUGAAGUUGCGAUGCCAAUUAGCUGAAUAUAAAUUAAUGUUUAUCCAAUUUUAUA
Molecule: messenger RNA, 1294 nt
Organism: Cucurbita maxima (winter squash)
Lineage: Eukaryota; Viridiplantae; Streptophyta; Magnoliopsida; Cucurbitales; Cucurbitaceae
Product: MADS-box transcription factor ANR1-like
Exons: 8
Coding region: 216-953 (245 amino acids)
Biological process (GO): positive regulation of transcription by RNA polymerase II
Cellular component (GO): nucleus
Molecular function (GO): RNA polymerase II cis-regulatory region sequence-specific DNA binding; DNA-binding transcription factor activity, RNA polymerase II-specific; protein dimerization activity
Source: RefSeq, a predicted model, not a curated record